AAUAUCCUUCCAUCCAUGGCGUAAUUUCUCCAUUUCCUACCGCCACAUUCACUUUUCAGUAUAUUUCGCCCACUGCCUGAAAGCCCCCUCGAAACCCCCCUCCGCGACUUUUCUUAUACGUAGCUCCUGUGUUGCCCCGCCAUAUCCAGUCGACUCCCUGCCCGUUAGAUUUCGCCCAAGUUGUGGGCGGGUAAAGAUGGGAUUCUGGAGCAGAGGAAUAGUUCCCGAUAAAUGGUCUGGCAGGAUUUUAUGGGUCUGUGCAAUUGGGAGUGCAGUUGCAUCCCCAUCUCUGCCACAUGAAGUUGAUGAACGUGGGUUUUCAUCACUGCUGACCACUGACCGAUUGAACUUCUCUUUCAAGCAAUGCAAAAUCUUCUUGCCACUUAGGGCAUCGGAGUCAAGUUCUAUUUUGCCCAAACAGAUCCAAUACGAUGAACAAAAUCCUCAUCUCUCCAUCUACCUGAAUGACUUGGCCAAGAUACCGAAACAUUUUUCUUGUAGGCACUCUGUCGCCCGGCCACUGCAGCAACACUCCAUGAGGAUCAACAAACAUUUUGAUGGAAUGUGUCAUGCAAUUAAUGAUGGAAUGGUGGAUGCAGCCAGGGAUGAACUUUGGGAGUUUCAGAAGAAAAUCCAAAAGGGGGAUAAUCAAGUAGGGAUGGAAGAUAAGGAAAAGGAGCUGAAAGACAAACUGUACAAGGCCAUUAAAGCUUCUUACCAACUGAAAUGCCAACAAAGUAAGCAAGAAUGGAUUAUUGAAGGGGAUAAAAACUCUAAAAUGUUUUAUGCAUGGAUUAGGAAAAGAAGAGUUCAGAAUCAAAUACUGGAAAUAAAGACAGAAGAUGGGGAGACAGUUGAAGGUUCUGCAGAUAUAGCAAAGGUGUUUGAGAAAUACUAUACGAAAUUGCUGGGAACUAAAGGGACAACUGAAAUGGUUAACCCUAAGAUACUACAGGAAGGAAAAGUGUUGGGGGCUGAACUACAAAUGGGGCUGAUCAAAGGAUUUAAUAACCAGCAGAAGGUGACAUCAAUUUGCAGGAAUUUUCUCUUGGGCAGCUCCAGUGACUAUAAAAGAACUCCUUUGGUGAAAUGGGAAGAGGUAUGUCAGAGAAGAAAUUAUGGAGGGCUGGGACUGAAAAACAUAUUCAACUGGAACAGGGCCAUAGUCAUGAAGCUGAAUUGGGACAUUGCAAAUAAAAAGGAUGUACUAUGGGUAAAAUGGAUCCAUAAUAGGUACAUUAGAGGGGCUGAAUUCUGGAAUUAUCUACCUAGAAAGGAUUCAUGCCAAUAUUGGAAAGCUAUGAUCAAAGUUAGAGAGGUUUUUAGACCAAUGCCAACAAGCAAAGACUACAAAGUGAAGGAGGGGUAUAACUGGCUCCAGGCUGAAGGAGCUAAACCACUAUGGACAAAAUGGGUGUGGAAUAAAUUCACACCACCCAAAUUUCAGGUAGUUAUAUGGCUGUACAUGCGUGGAAAACUGCAGACUAAAGAUCGAUUGGGGAGAUUCCUACCUGUGGAUAUGAGAUGUGGAUUGUGUGAAGAGGAGAAUGAAACGGCCAAGCACCUAUUCUGGGACUGUAAAUAUGCAAAGUGGGUGAUGCAGCAAGUGUUUGAUAGAUAUAACAUCUUGUUCCAAGCUAAUAGCGUAGAGGAGAUGGAAGAUACAAUGAUGAAAGGAAAGGGAAAUACCACAAAGAUGAAGAUUGCAGCUAUAUGGGCAGCCUGUCUUUACAGUAUUUGGAGCUAGAAACAAAAUAGCUCACCAAAACAGGCAUGUAUAUGGUUAGCGUUGAAAGACAAUUGCAGAAUAGAGAAAAAAUGAUGGCCGAAUCGUUGGCUGCUGCAGAAGAAAAGUCAUAAUGGUGGAGAAACUUGACAAACGCGGGUGUGGAGAUUUAGAAAACGCCUUUCUUUUUUUCACUUGGCACUGGUUUCCCGUGUGUUCGUCUUAAUUGUGCAUUUCUGCAUUUGACUACUUGUGAUAAUAAUGUCUUAAUGUGCCUGUGAUUUCAAGCAGCAUCGUUCUUGCAAUUUAAUCGUUUAAACAACCUUGUCUUUUUGUGCUACAUAUAUUAAACAAUGUCAAACAACCUUGUUCUUUAAAAAAUUUUAAAUCAAAUGAAAGUACCAAAAGUAU
Molecule: messenger RNA, 2137 nt
Organism: Cuscuta campestris
Lineage: Eukaryota; Viridiplantae; Streptophyta; Magnoliopsida; Solanales; Convolvulaceae
Source: the annotation of a GenBank genome assembly